AUGCUGCCGCGGCUUCCGCUACACGAUCCGAGCAGCGUUGCGGCGGCGUCAAGGGCCUUUAAACCAUCGCCUCGCACUACAUCGCGCCGACGGGAGCCGUCUCCGCGCCUCGAAGAGCGUCCUGACGACGACGAUGCGCACGUCAGCUACAUUCCGCGCGAGUACUAUGUCGUUGAAACUCAUGCCGUGCCGACGUACAAUCCGCAGCAGUUUGCAUCUUCGUUCAAAGUGGGUCCUAACGGUCACGGCAUUUGGGAGACCAUCGUCUUUCCUUCGCUCGAGCCCCACACGCGCCAAGAGGUACUCUACCUCCAGCAAGCCCUUCACGCGAUGCAAGCCAACGCGGCCACCGAAGCGUCGUCGUCAGCACCGAGCCAGGUCGCGGCCGAGUGGCGCAUCUACGCGGUUGUCUUCCACGAGCUCAUUCGUCAAAUGAAGUUCAUCUGCAAAGAGCAAGCGACGAUCGUCACAUACCUCGUCUCGCAGAUGCAGUCGCUUUUCGUCCGCCUCCACGACCACGUCAAGAUCCUCGAAGCCGCGUCGCUCUUGGUACCGCCGACCACCGUACAAGUCCUGACGCCGGCGCCGCCACCCACCCCCAAGCCACCUGCAAGCGGCCACCGCCCGUGCCCGAGCAAGCCAGAGGAGGAGGACGACGACGACGCGGACGAAGAAGGGUUUGUGUGCUCAUUGUGCCUCGAGUACUCGAAAGAUCCGGCUCGGGAAGCCACGCGCCGCAGCACGCUUCUCAGUAGCAUCACGAUGCGUCACCUUGGCACGUCGAUUAACGGCGACAACCGCAAGCUCCAAGCGAUCCGAAAACUCCAAGCCGUCUUUCGCGGGUAUCGCAUUCGGCGUGACAAGUGGAUUGUGGACCGCGUCCGGCGCCGGCAGCACGCCGCGCGAACGAUCCAACGCGCUUUUCAGCGCUUUGAGCAGCGCAAGCGAGCCAUCGCCAAGAAGAGGGCGCAGGACACGUGGCGCAAGCACGUGACGAUGAUAUUGGCCGUGCGUCGACUGCAAAAACGGGUGCGCAAAUUCCUGCAAGUUGGCCGCGAGUACCGCGAAGGGCAAUUGAGUUUGGUCGCAAACCGCUUCAAGCUCGCGGGCCGGGACCUCAGUCAAGUCCUGGACGAAAAGUGCACGCAGUUGGAGACGAUUUCGCGUCGCCUCCAAAACUUUCAGAUUCAGAUUCAGCACAUGGUGGCCUUGAUUGUACCUGGUACACGUCCUGCACCAGCGACGACAUUGCGAUUGUCGCAGGAAGUCUCCGAAGUCGACCCCGUCGACUGCUGUGGCGACGUGCACUUGGCGCUCGUUGAGCUUCACCACCACGUGAGCGAGCUCCACGUGCGCGAACAGCGUGUCCAGCGCGAGUCGGAAGCGACGUUAUGCAAGCUGCGCGAGGCCCAGCGCGCGUGGGACGAGGCCAAGCGCGCGAACGUCGGGUUCGGCAAGGACGACGACGACGAAGACACGAUCGAUGGGUGGGCGAUUGGCGCACCGCGCACGAGUUCGUCGCCUGCUCGCCCAACGUCGGUCGUCAGAACUGCUGCCCCGGACGUGCCCGAGCCCGAGCCCCACGGUAACAAGAGUCUCACGCAAGAGCUGUACGCGACAAUGAAGCCGCUGCGGUAUGGCAAGAAAUGGCUCGCACACACCAACCUGAAGCGGGAGCCCACCGUCGAGUCGCCAGUCGCAACCAUCGAAACGAGUGCGCUGCACGACGACGUCGUAGUUGUUGCGACGGAGCGCAGUGGCUCACUCGCGUCAACGGGGCACUCCGUGACCACCGAGGGCCAUCGCGGCGCCGUGCUCAUGCACCGGUUCCGGUCAACACAGAGUCUCGAGCGCCCGCGGCGGCCCCUGGGCUGGGUCAAGCAGCUGCUCGUGCACAUCUACGAGACGAUCGCGCUCGCACUGCGCGAAGAGCGGCAGUCGUGGCCACCACAUGUCGCCACCGCGCUUGUCCAUCAGUUUGACUUGUCGCUGACGCUGCCCGAGGCGCAGGCCGUCGCUUCGGCCAUGCGCGACCUCCGCAGCGCCAAGCCCGCGACGAGCUUGUCGGACAUCAUUUGCCGGCACUUUCAAGCCCACUUUGGACUUCCGCAGCUCGUGGACCAAGCCAUCUACGACCUCGCGACGCACAUCCACGAGUACGCCCAGCGCGACCCGGACGUCCACCUCUUUCAGCAUUUUCUCAACGGCACGCGGUCCCGCGCCAACCUCGCGUUCUUCUCGUAUGUUCGCCAGCUCUGCGCCGCGCUGAGCCGCGACGAUGCGUCGUCGAGUCCGCGCUUGCCGUACUUGCACGCGACGUCCAGCCGAGAGCUCAUCGAUGUGCCGCAUGCGCUCAAGGUGGCGCAGAUCCUAUUGCGCGUCCGCGACGAAACCAUCCUCCUCGAAGCCGACCCGCUCGUGGACCUCAAUGGCCGGACGCCAUCGGCUCUCUUUGAGCAAUGCCGCGCUGCGAUCGAAGCCAAGGCGCAGGAAGCCGUGCGUGAGACCCACGAAUUUGACCAGGAUGGAAACGACAACGACGACGAGAGCAUCGAGAAGCCUCGGCACGCGUUCAACGCGCUCUUGCAGCCGCUCAAGUUUCACUCGCACCUGCCAGCGAGCCGGAGCCCGGUGCGGAGCCGCGUGCAGACGACGCAUCCGCCGUCGCUCUCGCCGGUGUUGUAUUUUGCCGACUUUUUCGACAUUUUAUGCAAAUUCCACGCUGAAGUGCACGUGCAUGCGACCCAGCGCGAGUGGCUGCAGGAGACCUUCGACACGAUCGACGGCGACCGACGGGCGCCGACGCCCCGCGAGCUCCAUCAGAUCUACCGCCACGCGCUGCAAGUGCCGCUGGACCGCACCAAAGUGCCAACGGCACGGGUCGGUCCCAUGGGCUUCCGCACGUUUUUUGGGAUUGUGCAGCGGCUGCUCGCGACCAAGCAGCUGCGCCCGUCGGCGCUGCACGCCGAGGCGGACGACGACGACCCCGACCCGACCAUCGCCCACGACAAGAUGAAGCUGCAGACAAUCAUGCACCGCCUCACGCUCGACUGGCUCGAGAAGGAGCCGUUCGUCGAAGCCGCGCUGGCCCACGACGCCGGCCGGCACUUGGGCCCGCGCCUGCGACAGCUCUGCGUCGAGCUCACGCAAGCGCUGUGCCUCAAGCCAUCGACCGACGCGAUCGAGACGCGCAUCGAGCAAAUGCAAGCGGCGUGGGAGCGCUACUGCGCGAUCAUUUGCGUGGUCAUGGUGCUCGAGAUCAAGCGCGCUGGCGGCGUCAGCGUCGUCGAAGCACAGCUCGGCGACGUCGACCGGGUCUGGAAUGUGUGCUUUCGCAAGCCCGCGACGGACGUGCCAACGGUGACCACUGUCUAAAACACACUUUGCUUCGGGAUGUUGACGCUGCCUCGGCGUACAGGCGGAAGACACGCGCAUGUGG
Molecule: messenger RNA, 3439 nt
Organism: Saprolegnia parasitica CBS 223.65
Lineage: Eukaryota; Oomycota; Saprolegniomycetes; Saprolegniales; Saprolegniaceae
Exons: 4
Coding region: 1-3375 (1124 amino acids)
Molecular function (GO): protein binding
Source: RefSeq, a predicted model, not a curated record